Rhodofomes roseus is the source of this 2047-nucleotide messenger RNA. RefSeq lists its product as uncharacterized. Gene Ontology annotation, cellular component: Golgi apparatus. The transcript has 7 exons. The record is from RefSeq and is a predicted model, not a curated record. Lineage: Eukaryota; Fungi; Basidiomycota; Agaricomycetes; Polyporales; Fomitopsidaceae. Bases 246 to 1586 code for a protein of 446 amino acids.
UCUGGAGAGGCCGAGAGUGAAGAGAGGGGCAGCCGGGGCGGGGGAAGAGGCGGCAGCCACCGGGCAAACGGGGGCAAACACGAGUGCCGGCGCAGUUGUCUGGUCGCGGGGCGAUGGGAACGGAAUGGUCCUUCGUUCUCCCCGGUACUAGCUUCCAAGUCCGAGUUCCCUCGACGCUCCCUCUGGCUCGCUUCGUUCGCAGGACGACCACGUCGAGCUCUUCUGCUUGAGUCACUCUUUUCACCAUGGCCACCCGACCCAGUCCCUACCCCGCCGCUCUUUCCACCGACCCUGCCUCACGGUCACGACUCCCCGGCGACGACAAGGCCCCGUUCGACGACCUCAUCGACCAGUAUGCUGUCAACUACAAGGCCCACGCCGCGGAACCCGCCCCCUUAGCUGGUGGUCGCGGCGACCGUGAACCCCCGCUCUACGACCUCUCCCACCAAGUCUCCAACUACAGCGACGACUCUUUCAAGGAUGUCAAGACCCUUGAGGGCCACAGAACGGAGCGCCUUGACUGGGAGUACCCACCACCCGCUGUCAAGACCGAGCCAGUCAAGCUGGAGGAGGAGAGUGUCAGUUGGUGGGAAGUAGUGCGGGCAACACUCAUACCCGACUCUCUUGCUUGUCGCCUCUAUCUGAUCACUGUUCUCGUCGAGACGGCAGUCGACCUUGCAAUGGAAGCGGAACUCUACCUCCGCCUUCAAGCGUCGAAACCUCUCGAUAGUACCGAUCAACAGUCGGACAAGAUGCCAGUAUAUUUGAGUAUUUUUGCCUUGGCGCACGUCUUCCAAUUUGGUAUGGCGUUGGACGCCGUUAACGACCGGAACACUUUGCAGUUCAUUGCCCUGACGAUCUUUAACGCCCUCUUCCUCGUAUAUGCCAUCAUCCAGAUUGGAGAAGUCCAAGGCAUCUCCGUUCAGUCAACGUUCGGCGUCUCCAUCCACACAUUUGCGCGCAUCGUUCCCGUCGUCAUCUCCGUUGCUGAGCUUGCCUACAUUGGCCUGGCUUGGAAGAUCUACACAGAGUUCGGUUGGAAAGUGUACAAAUUCCUUGGUGCGGACCGCCGCAUCAAGUCGAUGUACACUUACUACCAGAUCUUCCUGUGUCUGGUGAAGUUCGAUUUGUUCUUUUGGGUGGGCUUCUCGGUCCAGUUCAUCUGGCUCGUCCUGAGCUCGCAUAACGCGGAGUACUAUCUCACCUGCCUCGCAUUCCCACUUUCCAUCCUUGUUCUGAUCGGCGGACACGUUGCUGUCCGUCGCGAGAACAAGUUGAUGAUGUAUACCUUCAUGACCGGCUGUGUCGGUGCACUGGUCUACUUCAUGUACAAGUUGAUCAAGGUUGUGAGACUUCGCAAGACGGCCACUUUCAUUGAUGUCUGGCAGACACUGUCGACGUUCUCCGUCCUCGCGAUCAUUUUAUUGCUCACAACAUUCGUCUUCGCUGGCAUUGUCAUGAACAACUUUGGGCGAGGGUUGGCAAACCGAAUCGAGCACAAGAAGGGCAUGGCACGGCGUGGCAAAUCACAAGACUUGUACCGAGGGCCCAUGAGAGAUCAUCCAAAUCGGAUGAGUAUCGAAUAAGGGCAAUCUCGACUGACUCCAAGGACUUGUAUCGAUGUCAUGUACCAUCUCAUCAUCUUGCGAGUACGCUUCGCGGACAUCGUCUUCAUACUUACAUCUCAUUUGCAUUACCUAGUACCGCAACAUCCGGCCAUUCCUCUACAUACAUUCUGGUGCACCGCUUCUUGAGAGUCCCACCAGCGCCUUACGCCUUGAUCUGUUGUUGCUGGUCUUCAGUCACUGAGGCGUCUCCUUACCUUAGACCUCGUCGCAUACUUUCUCGGCCGUUCUUCUCCUUCGUGGUAUAUACCUUUUACAUUUGUCCCGGAGGUGGUACACGCUGGUACGCUCCUGUAUUACUAGCUCUGGGUAGCCGAGGUUACAGAAGCGAUUUCGUGGUCCUUGAGUGGGAACGAAAGUGCCAGGUGUUUGGUAUGUCUAAGAUCUGAGAUCCCGUGGAUCGAAACACGGCAAACGUGGCG